AUGCAAGUGUGGCUGUUGCUGUUGGUGCUCUUCCUCCUUGCAAUCGGUGAUAACGUAUCUGCGCAAGGUCAACUUGGCACACGUCAAAACCAUGUCCCAUGGCGUGCUGGUCAUGCAGGAGCCUAUGUUGAUCCCUAUGUGAUUGUUUAUGGUGGCAACCAAGACAUUGAUGGUGAUCCCAACAGCAACCUGUCAGGCACAAAUGAUGUCUGGGUAUGGAACUCACAACAAGGUGCAUGGUACCAUCCCAAUGUGGCGGUGAGCAGUGGAAAUACCAUGCCAGGACAAGUCUUUUUUGCAGCUACGCAUGUUCCAAGCCCUGGUCAAAUGCUUGCCAUUGCUUCCAAUACGAGUGGUGGUGCAAGUAGCCUUCAAAAGCUUGACACCAAUAGUUGGAGUUGGAGCUUCCCAACAGCUAGCUUAUCUCCUCCUGGUCAUGCUUCCGGCUAUGCAAUGAGUCUUGUGAACAACUCGUUGUACUACUAUGGUGGUUUAUCUGUGGACAACAAUGGGCAUCCAAUCACCAAUGCAGUACUCAACUCGCUCUAUGUCAUGGAUGCCAAUGCAUAUACAUGGGCACCCGCUAGCAACGGCAUGCAAGUGACUGAUCACGCCAUGUGCUAUAUCCCACAUUGCAACUGCAUCAUCAGCUACGGUGGUUCAACAACCGGCUCCAAAUCAAAUCCCGUUUCGGAUGUAUUCACCUACACGCUUGGUCAGGGUACAUGGAAUCUUCAAGUGCAAGUCCAAAGUAGCAACAAUGCUGCCCCUGGUGCUCGUCGUUUACACACUGCCAAUUGCCUUGACGACCAAAUGAUCAUUUUUGGUGGUGGCACAGACCGACCUUUUGACACGGGUGUAUGGAUUUUAGAUGCAUCACAAUACCCACAGCUUCAAUGGCGUCAGGCUCCAAUGACAAAUCUUUCAAGUGGCCCAAAUGCACGCAUGGGUCACACCGCCGUUUUGGAUAAAGCUAAACAAAAGAUUUAUAUUUUUGGCGGAUGGGGCGUAGGUGCCACAAAUGACAGCGAUAUUUAUAUUCUCGACAUUCAAGCAUGGUCAUGGACGCGUGUUGCUCCUCAGGGAUUUGAUGCCGAAUCUACACCACCACCAACCAUUGCACCACCCGAUUCUAAUAAUGAUGGCGAUGAUCAUGGUGAAGCAUCAGGACAACAACAUGGCGAUAAUGAGAAGCAAACCAUCAUUGGUGCAGCAGUGGGUGGUGUAGUAGGGGGUGCCAUUGUGCUUGCCGCAUUGUGUUUCCUACUCUUACGACGAAGCAAACGACGUCAAAAACAAGAAAAGACUCUUUCUCCUGAAGAUGAGGACAUUGAGCAGCACCAUGAAAAGGGACAACAACAACAAGAAAAGGGUGGCCUCAUUUUGGAUGAAAAACGCAAUAGCAUGAAUGCAUUGAACAGCGUGGGCACCAAACACAUGAGCGUCAAUAGCAGCAUUAACAAUAGUGCUGCCAAUGUGCCAUCAUUGAUGACAGCUGAACAUCCAACAACAGCCACGACAACAUCCGAAGAAGGUGGCUCCAUGUCAUACAUGAUCAUUCCACCAGCACAAUCACCCAACGAAAUCAUUCUUCAAAAGCCCAAUGAAUUUACUCGACCCAUCACAGCAGCAAGAGGCAUUGGGGGUGGUGGUGGUGGUAGUAUUAAUAGUAGCACGUUAGCCUCUGCUGGUCUUGGAUCGCCUACUGUGCCUUAUGUUCAUUUCAGCCAUCCCACCAUCACGUCAUCUUCCUCAUCGUCUACGAUUCCACUCGCACAGCGUGUCAAUAUGGCAGCCAUCAAUUCACCCACGUCUACAACAACCAUUGAAAAAGAGAACCAACAUGAUCCUGAUGAUGAUGAUGAUGACAACAUUAGUCCGCUUGAACGAUUAGCACGAUUACAGUCAUUGCCAAUGCAAGUACCAGCGGAUCGGUAUACAUUAGAUGGCACGCCCCAUCACGUGGGACCCACAAACAAGAUUUGGUUUGGCACACUAGAGGGAGAUCCUGUGGCACUUAAGGUGUUUGGGCGUCGUGAAGCAUGGGAACGUGAAUGUCGUGCCCUUGUCAAACUACAAUCAGCAACGCAACAUGUUGUCGCUUUACAAGAAAUGCUCACCAUUGGCAACAAUAACAACAACCUGGAGUAUGUGGCUGUUUUGGAACGACUUGAAUCAGCAAGCUUAUCACGUGUCAUGAUAUGCGAUGUUGCUAAAGGACUUGCAGCAUGCCACUCUCGUGAUAUUGCUUUUUGUGAUCUUAAACCAAGCAACAUUAUGCAAAAAUAUCAGCAAGGAAAAUACGUGUUCAAGCUCAUUGAUUUCGAAGCGAGUCGUACCAUUGGCCAGGAAUGCGUGGGAUUGAUCACACCUCGUUAUUGUCCACCUGAAGUAGCCCGAGCCACGACCUAUGGUAUUGAAUCGCACGGUGUUGUAGCAUCAGCCAGUGUAGAUUUAUGGUCACUUGGAUGUAUCAUUUAUGAACUUGAGGCCAAUGAACCACUCUUCCCAGCUAACAUUACCGAUGACACCGUAUUACAUUUUAUUUCGCACCCAUCACCUCUUACACCGGGGCUGAUCAAUGGCAUACGAUGGAAUGAGCAAGUGGAAUUAGACAUCCCUGGCUUUGAGGAUCAUAUCCAUGACCCACAAACACGUGAUAUCAUCAAGACAUUGCUAAGCCGUGAUCCUGUUAAGCGAGGCACCAUUGGUCAUUGGAUGAAGCAUCAUCCCUAUUUCUCCAUUCAAGAGGUAGAAGACGAAGAUUGA
Messenger RNA from Lichtheimia ornata, 2769 nucleotides. RefSeq lists its product as uncharacterized. Gene Ontology annotation, molecular function: protein kinase activity; ATP binding; protein binding. The record is from RefSeq and is a predicted model, not a curated record. Lineage: Eukaryota; Fungi; Mucoromycota; Mucoromycetes; Mucorales; Lichtheimiaceae. Gene Ontology annotation, biological process: protein phosphorylation. Bases 1 to 2769 code for a protein of 922 amino acids. The transcript is spliced from 6 exons.